AUGGCUGCCUCCAUGAACACAGCUCUGUCUUUGGAAGAAAAUAUUCUAAGAGAUAUCAAAACCCAAUUUUUCGAAAUGGUACCAAUUAGACGAAUGAAAUGGAAGACUAAACAAUCAAUAGAUGAUAAAGAUAUCUCACCAGAUAUGCAGAGGGCAGUGCUGAAAGCCACUGUUCAACAUGCCAUUUGUAAACAGUAUCCACCAUCUCUCAGCUAUCAACGUGCAUUUGUUAAAAGCAUCUUGCAUAAGCUUGAGGACAUUGAUGCAGAUAUCUGUGACGAAAUCUAUGAAACUUACUCUGAUCUUUUACAACAAAAGGAGGAGGAAGAUGAUACACUGUGUUACAAAACCUACACACUGCCAUGUGGAAAUACUGUCAGCCUCCAGGAGUCUGUUCAUCUAAUUUCCCAAGGGACCACAGGACUUAGUACUUGGCAGGCAGCCUUACAUUUAGCAGAAUGGUGUUCUGAAAAUACCAAGUUCUUGGAAAACAAACGUGUAAUGGAGUUAGGCAGUGGACUUGGACUUACUGGGAUAACUGUGUGUCGUAAGUGCCAGAUGAAGUCGUACACAUUUAGUGACUGUCACCACCAGGUGCUCUACCUUCUCAUGAAGAACAUUGAGACUAACUUUGCCAAACAAACACAUCUGUCACAGCCAACAUUCACACCAAGCGACAUAUUCCCAUCCACAUCCAAAGAGUGCACGGACAAAAAAGACGGACGUAUGAUGAAGUCAAUCCGCCGUCAAUUGAGCAUAAAUGCGGAACCUUCAAAUCUGUGUUCUGUAAGCAUGUGUUCAGAUAUUAUGGAGAUUAGCUACACUUCAACUGCCUCAUCCUCAUAUGAUGAUGAAAACAGUGAGGACAUAUUUUCCGAUCAGAAUGAUUUUCAUAUUGAGUCUCAGAAUUGGGUUAUGGAUGAUUGUCUCCCUGGAAUGUACUUUUUCAAUCCGGAUGAGAGAAUUCGACUUUUGAAAUAUGAUUGGGAAACCUCAGAUGAUCGGAUACUUUGGGAUGUAGCUCCUGACAUCAUUCUUGCUGCAGAUGUUGUGUAUGAUAAAUCCAUCAUGCCUGCUCUAGUGUCUGUCUUGAGGAAACUGCUGUCUUUGGAAAUCGAGAACGGUCAAAGAGCAACAGCUUUCAUAGCAUCUACCAUCAGAAAUGAGGACACACGGGACCACUUUCUUAUUGUAUUAGCAAAUGAAGGACUCACCUAUGAAAUAGUUGAUUCCCCAAAGAAGAGGAUUUUCCACUAUGAAGAUACCAUUCCAAUAGAGAUUCUCAAAAUUCAGUGUCCAUCUGGCAGUUGAUACAAAGAUAUAGACUCAUGACCAACACAUCUGUAGUCAUGUGUAGUGUUUUCACUUAAAACUUUAAAAAGUUCUUAAAUAUUGUUUGUCACACAUCACUACCUUAACCAAGUGUAUUAAGACUUUGUUAUUUAUUGUCAAUCAGAAAGAAAUUAUUAUUAUGUCUUUUUCAUCAGGGACUUAAAACUUAUAAUUUGGUGGUACAAAAGUGGAAGAUAUUGAACCAGUGCUGAUGUAAUGGGAAAAGAGCACAUUGAUAAGUCUUCUCUGUUAAAUAAUCCAUUUUCUCAAAUUUUUAAGUAGGCGUAUAUGAAAGUAUUCAAGAAUCAGAAGGUGAAUUCAUUAUUACAAUAUACAUCAGUGUUAGGUUCUAUUUUCCCAUGUACACAGUAUUUACAAUAACUUAAACAAAUAAAAUUCCCUGUAAGGCUAGGGAAUUUUUACUGAAACACUAUCAGUAAGAUUUUCACUAUGGAGUUCAUCCUGAUAUUCCAUGCCAUGAGUAAAGUAAUUUGAUUGGGUCCAGGAGGGAAAAAAAGGGACCAAUCAUAGGCUUAUACAUUCGUUUUGAAGAUUACAACUUCAGAUCCAUUACAAUAUACCGUUAUACAACCUCGAGAUUUAUUUGAUGUACGGCAAAGGAUCAAAGCAGUCUUUUUUGUCUUGUCCACAAGAUGUUGCACAUGGCACCUUCAAUUUUGCCAUGACAUGGUCCAGGGAUAGAGAGUGAAAGUGAUUGUAAACCCAGGUGUAUCGAGGAUGUAAUGAGUUAUGGAUGAUCAUGAUGGGUUUAUCUGAUAAUGUUGUGAUGGUAUAUAUACAUGUUAUAUUAUAGUUAUAACAUUGAUGUAACAGACCAGUUAUGUGAUUCCAAUAUUGACAUUAAUUGAUUGGAUGUAUCACUUAAUGUAACAGUCUGGUUAAUAUCAUGAUUUUCUAU
Ylistrum balloti is the source of this 2251-nucleotide messenger RNA. RefSeq names its product protein-lysine N-methyltransferase EEF2KMT-like. The transcript is spliced from 8 exons. Bases 1 to 1311 code for a protein of 436 amino acids. Lineage: Eukaryota; Metazoa; Mollusca; Bivalvia; Pectinida; Pectinidae. The record is from RefSeq and is a predicted model, not a curated record.